Molecule: messenger RNA, 2440 nt
Organism: Oenanthe melanoleuca
Lineage: Eukaryota; Metazoa; Chordata; Aves; Passeriformes; Muscicapidae
Exons: 3
Coding region: 50-577 (175 amino acids)
Source: RefSeq, a predicted model, not a curated record
GGAGGAGGAGGAGGGUGAUUAGAGCACGAAGAAGAAGAAAGACAAGAAAAUGACGAAAAGGGACGGGGCCGCUGCCCCGGAGCCGUGGGAACCGCCGGGGCGCCGUGAGGGGCAGUGCCGCCCGGUGCUCCGGGCUGAGGCCGUGGGCAGCCCGGGUCCGUGGGGGAAUCGCCCGGAGCGCGAAGGGACCCCGACAGCAUCGCCUGAGCGGGGGAUCUGGAUCCAGCUGUCAGUGGAACAAUUUGUAACCAAAAGUCUUGUUUUGUGGCAGGAAGGAAGCUUGUCGCCCGCGCAGGUUGCCCCGCCGGGGUGUCGCUGCGCAGCCAGCGGGGAGGCCGGGCGGGGUGUUACCUUCCCCCGGCCAACGCUGCCUGCCCCUGUCGGGGUGACAAGUGGAAGGAUCUGGGACAAGUGCAAAAACCCUGCUGCAGUGACCACAAGAGCAUGGCUGGGGGAGAUCAGGAGUGAGAGCAUAUGUGACCACACAGGAGGGCUCUCUCCAUGUGCAAGGUCAGUGCUGAAAGGAGAAUAUUAUCGAGACCUGUGUCAAGCAGAGACUUCCUUCACACUGAAAUAACCGAGUGUUUGCCUAAGGAACAGUAUAAAACAGACUAAAAUAAAUGCACGAACUCUAAACAUUCAAAAGAGAAGACAAAAAUCAAUUCAUAUUUACAUUGUUGGAUUUUUAAAAAAAUGAAGUAAUAACUCACUAAAUUCUUAAUAUUGUUCUUGAAUAUACAGGACAUUUGCCAAAGUCUGUAACUAUGUGUGCUUUAUUUCAAAUAUGAUGCAACCCAUAACCGGCAUUCUGCUUAAUUUUGCAGUAUGAGCUGUCUUUAUCCAUUAUUUAUUGUGUUCAGAUAUGAGGAGGAUCAGAAUAUGAAACAGAAAGAGCUCAGUGGCUUUGAGGAUGAAUUGUAGACAUGAGAUGAAAUGGAGUAGUAAAACCUGCAGUGCUUAAGUGUCUGGAUUGAGAAUUACUGAAGGGAAGAUCCAGGAGGGUUGGAAGUUGCCCUGGCAAUGUGGCCUUGGAAGGGUGAAUGCAGAUCCCUGGAGCUUCUGGUGAGAGAUUCUCACUAAAGCCAGGGAGGCAUUAGUGCCAUUGUGCAAGGCCCUAAAGCACCUUAUCAGGAAUAAUGUGUAUGAUUCUCUCUGUCCAUUUUCUAGAAGUGAAUUUAGAUUGCAACAGGUUCAGAGGACAGAUAGUGUGUCUGGAAGAACAGGAAAGAGGAGAUGAGGUAUCAUGGCAAAAUGAAAUGACAGAAAAACAAAGAAAAUAUAUGAAAGUUUAAGUAUAGUAUACUUCCUGAUCAAUAAAUAGUAUAAUUUCUGUUGACUUGAUAUAAUUUCUGUUCCCACAUGUAAUUUCUUAACAAUCAACAGUGUCAUUUUUCAGGUGGUGAGGGACUUUAUGAAUAACAGGGAGGAAAUACAUUUUUUUUAAAGUUAAUGUUAGUUCCAGAAAAGUGUUUAGAAAUUUAUAACAGAUACAUUUCUAGAGAAAUUUACAGAUUCCUAAUUCUGAGGACAGUUUGUAACACGCAUCCAGAAUUAAGUGGGGACAAAAUUAUUUUACUGCUUUAAAGCUGGCACUCGAGACAAAAUUCUAUACAGUAUUCCUUUUAACACCAAAGGACAGGACUCAAUUUAGAAAAUCUCUUUAGUUUUUCUGUUCAUCUUUGUCUUUUAGAUAUUUUGCCAUCUGAAAAGUAAUAAUAAACCAAAUCACUGCAAUGGAAGGAAUUUAAAAUCCUUCUGUCUGAAGUUGUCUAAAACUAAUAAUGAUUUGGGGGUCUUUUGAAGAAGGGUGGCUUCUAAACAAAUCUGUCAAAUAUUAAUUUAAGUCUCUGUUUAGUCUACAGCAGUGAAAUUGCUUUGAAUAGAAAAUGCAUGAUAAAAUAUGUGUAGUGGGUCUUGUCAAAAAGCUUUUCCAUUCUGUUUCACAUUUUCCAAUAACAGGCAAUCUCCACUGCAUUUAAUAAAAAGUAAUAAAACUUCUGAAGCCAGAACUGAUUGCUGGUUAAUUUAAAAGAAAGUUUGUUACCUCUCUUUGAGUAUACUGCUCAUUUUCUGAAUCUAGAAGUCAGUGGUUAAAUAAAGUCUCUCUGGGAGGAAUUUUCCAUUGUGAGUCAUAAGCAUUGGAUUGACAACCUUUAUAGAAAUUUAAAUGCAGUCCUAUUAAACAGUACACUUCUGUAGACACUGAGGGAUAAAUUUCUUUCACUGGGUGCGGGGGCACUAAGGUGCAGUAUCUGGGAGAAUGACUUGUAGAGAGUUCAUGUAGCUAUGAGAAGCCAUGAGGCUGGGAUCUGCCUGGCUGGAACACCUGUAGUAUCCCAUUAGGAGGGCAGGAUAUCUAAUGGUACAGAGCCCAUCAUCCGGCAGCAAUUAUCUAAAUGGUGUUUGUCCACAGGAAUAAAGCAACAGCUAUAUAAAUAAA